Messenger RNA from Leucoraja erinaceus (little skate), 6486 nucleotides. It is a transcript of the gene swap70b, whose product is annotated as switching B cell complex subunit SWAP70b. Bases 89 to 1852 code for a protein of 587 amino acids. Gene Ontology annotation, cellular component: nucleus; cytoplasm. The transcript is spliced from 12 exons. The record is from RefSeq and is a predicted model, not a curated record. Lineage: Eukaryota; Metazoa; Chordata; Chondrichthyes; Rajiformes; Rajidae.
CUCGCCUCCCUCCCUCCCUCCCUCCGGCCGACGUGCGGAAGAGGCCGGUCCGGGCUCCAGGAGAGAACCCCACUAACCAGAGGCAGCGAUGGCGCUUCGGGAGGAGUUGCUGAAAGCCAUCUGGCAUGCAUUCACGGCCCUGGAUGUCGACAAAUGCGGCAAAGUGUCCAAGUCUCAACUCAAGGUUCUCUCACACAGUCUGUGCACAGUUUUGCAAGUGCCUCACAAUCCAGUGGCUCUGGAAAACCAUUUCAAGGAUGAUGAUGAAGGACCAGUAUCCAACCAGGGAUACAUGCCAUAUUUGAACAGGUUUAUCUUGGAUAAGGUUCAACCCAACAGCUUUGAUAAAUGUGACUUUAACAGAAUGUGCUGGACUCUAUCUGUUAAGAAAAAUCUGAACUGCAACACCUUAUUGAUCAGUGAUGACGAUGCCUUCAAAGUGUGGUGUAUCUUUAACUUCCUCUCAGAAGAUGUGUAUCCCUUGAUCAUAGUCCCAGAGGAGAUUGAGUAUUUCCUCCGGAAACUGACCGAGGCAAUGGGAAUAAAUUGGCAGCAGGAGCAGUUUGAAGAUUACAGAUCUCAUCUUGGAGACAAGUGGAGUGGCCUUUCUGUUUGGGAGUUCAUAAAAAUGGUUGGAUCAGGAUUGUACUCAAAGGCCAUGAACAGACAAACAUUGUCAAUGGCAAUCAACGAAGUUUACUGUGAACUCAUCCUUGAUGUAAUGAAACAGGGCUAUAUGUGGAAAAAAGGACAUAAAAGAAAGAACUGGAAUGAGCGCUGGUUUUUGCUGAAGCCUGAUUUAAUUUCGUAUUAUGUUGGUGAAGAUUUGAUGGAGAAGAAGGGGGAGAUUUCAUUGAAUUCUAAGUGCUACGUGGAGUCUCUACCAGACAAGGAUGGGAAGAAAUGUCUCUUGCUGAUAAAAUGCUCUGAAAGGAGUUUUGAGAUUAGUGCAUCUGACAAAAAAAAGAAACAAGAAUGGAUCCAAGCUAUUCAAACAGCCGUCAACCUACUAAAGGACGAAAGGCUUCCUCCGCACAUGGAAGGUCGUCAGAAACGGCGGGAACUACGGCAGAAACAACAAGCGGAGCAGGAAGAGAUAACACGGAGAAUGAAGGAGCUGCAGUUGGCAAAUGAAGAUAAACAACAAGAGUUGGAAAAAAUGCGUAAGGAACUAGAAGAGGCUGCAGAACAAGCUUCACUUGAGGAGCAGAAGCGUCUGCAAACUCAAAUGCAAUUGCAAGAUCGAUUUAGGCAGGAACUUGAACGAGAAAAAAAUAUCAGAGAGCAUAUGGAAGAGCAAGUGGCUCAAAAGUCUUCUGAACUGGAACAGUACUUGCAACGUGUCCGUGAGUUGGAGGACAUGUAUAAGAGGCUUGAGGAGGCCCUUGAAGAUGAGCGUCAGGCUCGACAGGAUGAGGAAUCUGUUCGUAAGCUUCAGAGCAGAUUGCUGGAAGAGGAGUGCAGUAAACGACAGGAUUUGGAGAAGCUUCAUUUACAGCAACAACAAACGAUCCAAUUGACUGAAGCAGAAAAGCAAGAAUUGGAAAAUGAGAGAGCUGAAAAAGAUCAGGCACUGGAAGAUGCAAUGAAGCAACUGGAGGAGCUUGAGUGGGAGAGACAGCAAGCUCUUGAGCAAUAUGGGGAGGUGGCAAAAAAAUUAGAGUUGGCAGCCAGUAAGACAAACAACUGGAAAGACAAGGUGGCACAACAUGAAGGAUUACUCCGACUUAUACAGCCAGGUUCCAAGGGUCCUCAGCUGAUCACUAAUUGGGGACCAUCAGCCUUCACAAAGGCUGAGUUGGACCUGCGGGAAAAGACCUGGCAAAAACAAAAAAACACAGCAACACAGUAAUCUGUCAUUUAACGUAUGAAGUAUUGGACUGUAUCGUGCAGGAUAAUCACCUGAGUACACACUGGAUGGAAGUGCCAAGGACAUAUUCGUUGUGGAAGUAGUUGUGAUUAUGACAAUGAAGUAUUUUAUACUAAAGUGUGAAUAUUUAGUGUCCAGAUAUACAUCGGGAGGACAAUUCAUUUGGUUAAUGUGUAUUUUUAUUAGGCUUUUCAAUAAAUGUUUUCAUUGCUUCAAAUAUUUUUAAAUUCUGCUUUCAGCAUUCUAUAAUUUUUGCAAUAUGUUUGAAAAUGUUUGUUUUUGCUUUGUCUCUUUUAUUGCAUUUACACUGGAAACUUAGAGCCAAAUCUGACUGACUUAGUUGAGUAACUUUGAAUUAACACAAGGUAAAGUAAGCUUGCAUUAUGGAUUUCAUUUAUAGUGUUGCCUUUUUUUACGCAAGAGAGGCAAUUGGUCAGAUGCUUGUGCAAUCUCAAUUCUAUGUCACCACUUGUAGACCCUGACAUGGUAAUUAUUUAGUCAAGUGCUUGAUAUUCUGUUUAAAUCAACAGGAUCUCAAGUUGCGCUUACCAAUAUGUUAAGGUGACAGAUACUAUUUAGAUAUUUUUGGCCAUGCAUUCCUUAUUUACUAUAGUAGUAUGAGUCUUUCCAAAUCCUAAAGUCCAGAGGCGAUUAGACUAGAUUAGGAUUAAGUUUCCAAAUUUUUUUAACCGAUGUGUCAGUAGGGUGGUACGAUCGCACAUCGAUAGAGUUGCUGCCUUACAGCGCCAGAGACCCGUGUUCGAUCCUACUGGUGCAGUCUGUAUGGAGUUUGUACGUUCUCCUCAUGACCUCCAUGGGUUUUCUCUGAGAUCCCGGUUUCCUUACACACUCCAAAGAAAUACAGGUUUGUAGAAUAAUUGAAGGCUUGGUAUAAUUGGAAAUUGUCCCUAUGUGUAGAAUAUUGUAAGUGUUUGGGGAUCGCUGGUUGGCGCUGACUAGGUGGGCCAAAGGGCCUGUUUCCGCGUUGUAUCUCUAAACAAAAGUGAAAAAAUUCACAAAGAAAAUGAAGGAGAUGAAUAACAGUGAGUGCUCUAACCUGUUACAGAACGGAAAGCUUGUCAGAAUUUUGUCUUGAGAUUGCAAGCACUAAGGAUGUGGAAAAUAUUGUCCUCAGUAAAAUUGCUGAAUUGCAUAUGUUUGUACAGUGACUAAUUAUUUGUUAUUUCUUAACCUAAAUCUUAAUUGAGCAUCAUAAUUUACUUGAUUUAUUGAUCUGAAAUGCUCCUUGAAAAAUUGCGUGGAUUAUUUUAUGAUUCAAGUUUGCUAAUAAAAAGCAGAUAUUUUAGACAGCUUUUAAAGUAGUGGGUGUGUCUUUCGUUUUAUCUAAAUGCAUAUUAGGAGUGAAUGCAAGCUAAAUCUAUCCAUUGCAAUUUUUGCUUGUGCAUUUUAUAAACUGAUGUACUACUAUUGAAUGUUUCUCAAUUGAACAGAUAAUCUGGUCAAUUGAAGUGAAUCAGUUGUAUUCUAUUCACAUCCACCAAGAAGCUUUGAAGGAUUGAAUUGCAAGUAAUUUAUUCUUUUAAUCAUUGCCUACCGCUCAACAGGUUUGUUAAAACAAUGGUUGAAUACAUGCACGUUCUACAUGCCAAUGGCCUUUUCAUAAGUAUAACAGUGUGUUUAUAGAAAUAAAUUGAAAUUUGUACAUGCAUGAGACCAAGUGGUCCUAUAGUGAGGAAUAACAAGUCAAGUCAAGUCAAGUUUAUUUGUCACAUACACAUACGAGAUGUGCAGUGAAAUGAAAGUGGCAAUGCUCGCAGACUUUUGUGCAAAAGACAAAGAACAAAACAACCAAACAAAUUAUAAACACAAUAACAGCCAAUGAAAAUACAAAAAUAAAGGCUAAUUUCUUGAAAAUACAUUUUGGCAGAAGAGGCCAAAGCAGCUAGUGUGCAAGGAAACUUCAUUAAUCCCAAAUGCAUUUUUACCCUAAAACAUUAUGCAAGAUCUGUAUCGUUUUGUCAUAAUGAUUGCAUUGAAAAUUUGUAUUGGCAGAAGUCAUGCGAAUUGCUGAUGUUGUGUGUUUAAUUUGCUUGUUGGUGAGAUGAAUGGCAGUGCAGUAAAGUCAAUUGGUUCACUGAUGAUCUGGACAAAUAGUAUUCAAGCCACACUGAAAUAAUCAGCCGAUUUAUCCAGUUUAUAUCAGAAAUGUUCCAGGUUGCAUCCAUUCUCUGCUGAGUUAGCUGAUUUCUUUCAGAGUAGCCAUCUAGUAGAAGGCAAAAUUGGCCAGUUCUCAUUCCUGAGAUGCUUCUUAUUAAAGAUACAAUUAUGUAGGUUUUGAAUGGGGUUAAAGUUAACAUGAUUUCCAGAGAAAAGGAACAGGUGAUGUUUUGUGUCAAGAUCCUUCUUCAGACUGAAAAAGGGUCUUGACCCAAAAUGUCACCUUUUCCCCUUUGUCCAGAGGUGCUGUCUGACCCCCUGAGUUACUCCAGCUUUAUGAGUCUAUCUUUGGUUUAAAUCUGCAUCUGCAGUUCCUUCCUAACCAUUACUUGAGAUAUUACUGUGAUCAUGGAUGGCCACAUGAUGGGUCAAUGUCCUCAAGCAUGAGGUAAUACAUAUCCGGCUGUAAACAGUCUACUUCCACAGAACAUUUAGAUCCUGGAUCAAUCUUUGCAUCAAACAAUAUUUUCCAAAGGAGUUCUUAAUGAAAUGUAUGAUAUUCUGUGGGAAGACUUUCGAACAUGCUCUAAUGUCUGGGAUCGACAUCGUGUUGAAUUUCAACUUCACAGCUAUGGGACUUUCCAUCUUACUGGGUAGAUCUCUGUUGUCUUUCUCAAUUUGCUGCUCGCCAUUGCAUCAGACAGGACACCCAGGCACUGUAUGUGAAGAAAAUGAUUUCAUCUAUUUUGAUGGGGCACGUCGGGCACUGGGAUCUACCAGCAUUGUUGGCUUUCCAUGGGUAGAUUUAGCCGUUGAUGGCACUCAGGUCCACAAAGACACCUCUCAAUAACCACGACAUUGUGAACUGAAAUUAUUUCACUUUCUCAACGUGCAGGUCAUUUUAAAUAACAAUAGUUUUCUCUUAAUGAAAGCCAUGCUUCUGUGGUUCAAAUGAUUCCUUCAUCCUGAGAAAAUCUUAAAUUACGGAUCUUUUCAGUGAAUGGCAGUGCGGGGAAGGAUGGGUUCUGAGGAUAAGGUUACCUUCAACUACCACUGGCUGACUCCCCGUACUCAUGUGUAGAUAUGAGAACCUUGCAUGUACCAGGAUAGCAGUGAAAAGUGCCAUUGAUUCCCUAAAGAUGAGAUAGUGUUACCUCCCUCCCUAGGAAAGAGGCUAUUGCAGCAUGAAUCAAGGAUAUGUGGAGACUUAUCAUUGCAUGCUGCAUCUGUAUAGUUUAACAAACCAUUGACCACAGCAGGUUGGAGACCGAGUAAGACCAGCCCUUUUACUCAGGAGUCUGGGGGCCAUGGAGCAAAGCCCAUAGGUCUUUAAGAAGGAACUGCAGAUGCUGGAAAAUCGAAGGUACACAAAAAUGCUGGAGAAACACAGUGGGUGCAGCAGCAUCUAUGGAGUGAAGGAGAUGGCAAAGCAAAGCCUAAAGGUCUGUUGUAUCAAUAGGACCAGGGGCAAAUGACAGGUUCCAGGUUGAUAUAUGUGGGCACUUGGCACCCACAGUCUCAUCUUGUUAGCCAAGCACUAGCUAUAUGUGCUUUCAUGAUGAUGAUGCAAAAUUAGAUUUCACAAAACCACAAUCCAAUCUUCAAUACCAAGAUAAUGCUGAAAUGAACAGAUUUCUGUUCCAGUUACUUUAAGAGCUUGCCACAACUUCUCUAUAUUUCCUCACGUGGAUCUUGGUUAGGGAGCUCAGACGGCUGCAUUAAAAAAAGAAUGUUUCCUGUGAGUAUCUCCACUCUGCUGAAGUAAACUGCUGUGCUGGUCACCUGGACAUAUCUUGUGUGACCAUGCAAUUUCCUUUGGCAUUGCUUCAUUGUGUGGGGGAGUUCCUGGAGGAGGCUACUGAAGCCAGGCGUAUCAGGAUCUUCUAAUGGUGGACCAGGCAGGUCUCUUGGCCCUCUCUCUACAUGUUGCCCAGGAACUUCCUCCUGAGCAUCAUCACAGGUUGUGUCUGAAUUAUUAUGGAAAUUGUGGCCUUCUCUGCAGAUUUUCUUGUUUUUGCUGUACAAGGGAGCGCCUUUAAGUGUUGAUGCCUUUGUUAACACUCUUCUCUGGAUUCUCUUUAAAUGCCAUACAGCAAAGUAUCAGGAACUACGUGGCAUUUGGUGAGGUCCUAUAAAGAAGCAUGUAGGUCCUCUCUCAGUGUUUUUUUUCUGGGUUUAAACCAUGCCCUGUUUCAGCAUGAUUUUUGUUUUUACAGUUUUGUGGUUCUUUGUGGGGAAACUCAACUGGGUGCUAGCAACUAAUGCAGCUGUCUUUUAGCAUAUCAAAAAUAGGAGCCAUCCAUUUUCUAGGGAGAUGUUAUUAAGUGUUACACUGCCCAAAACCUAGGGAGAUGUUAUUAAGUGUACACUGCCCAACAUCUUGAACCACCUUGAUACUUUACAUGGCCUGUUCCUUUGGAACGAGUAGGGUCUUCAAGAAAGGAAAGGAGAGCUAGGCAAUGUUUUCUUUGAAAAUGGCUUGACCGUUACAGUAAUUU